GUUGAGCAUCCAUAGAAACAAAAAGGAAACAUUUAUUUUUUAUAAAAUUGGUGAUAUGAGCUGGAUAUGAUCUGAUUUUAAGGCUGGAACAAGCAGCAACACUACUCUGUCUUCACAAUGCCUAUCACAAAGAUUCCCAUUGUCCACAAGUUUGGAAUUAUUUCUCACAGCCAGAGGUUGGAGCUGCAGGAGAGACUUCUCAAACAGUCAUAUCUCCAGAGUCUGAAGACGAGGAAGGCAGUUGUUUCUAACAGAAACCCCUUGGAAGUUUCAGAAGAAUUUGUGCUACAAUUUAACAGUGCUAAAGAUCUAAGUGAAAUAGAAAAACUGGAAGAAGUGGCACGCAAGAUGUUGGAAAGAACAAAACGUCGAGCUGGGUUAAAAGAAUUUGGAGUAGGCCAUCAUGUAAACCUCCCUUUGGCGUGGACAGAAAUGGCACAGCUGGCUCAGUGUAAAGGCAAGAUACAGGAAGAUUGCCUUGACGUGUUGAUUGUGUCCCUGGAUGUGUCCCCUGUAGAGAAAUACCACAUCCCGGCUCUGUUCUUCCUCGCUGAGACUAUGUUGUACUGGCUGCGAACUGAGGCCGUGCGACAACCGUACCUCCGCACCAGCGAAAUCAAACUUCUUACUAUGGGCCAGCUUGUGUUCACACGACUGUUCUACCACCACAUGGCUGGGCAGCUACAGGGCCAUUCAGACUUCAAAAACAGACUCUUCACUUACUUGGAUGGUUUGCAAGACUGCCAGGAAGCCUAUAAUCCGUACCCAAAUGCCCUGCUGUCACUGAGGUUCAUUAUUGAAGUAGGGAAGAUUAUUUUGGCCGAUGCGUUAAUCGAGCCAGGUGAGGUGAAAGAAGGAGACCGGAUUCCACCCCAGCACAACCUUAAAGAGAUCAGUGAUGCCACGAAGGAGUUGUAUGAGAAGCGUGCCCAUGACGACAUCCAGUCUAGUCGGAGUGGUGCUAUCAGCAGCAGUGUGCACGACCUGAGCCCCACCCUGUGGCACUCCCUGGAUGUGUGGCGCUGCACCAACCAGCUGAGCGGGGGGUUUGAAGACGCCCUCAGGGCUCUGUCACAGUGUGGUCUCGGUCUGGCCAACGAGAGCUGGGUGGACGGCAUCAUCGCGAUUCCCAUCCUGGCUGAAGCUGCUAAAUCCAAUAUUGAUGCCCUCAAGGUUCUCCAAUGCCUCGCCCAGGGGAUCAGGGUGACCGAGGAUGCUCCGCACAUGAGUGACGGAACAGAUUCCGAUGUAAUAAGCUUCUCCAGCAAAGGUGAAGCUGGUAAGAAGUCCGAGUGUCGAACUCCGUUCAGCUCGAAGCAAUCUCUGAGUGACAUCUACGAGCGCAGUGAGGACAGCACGAGUCCGCGGAAACACGUGAUGCUGCAGCAGUCGGACAACACGACGGAGAGCAGUACAGACCUGUCAUGGCCGCCGGACUCGCCUGACAAGAAGAGAUACAGUGACCGGUCGCUGCAGUACUUCGACGAGAUGCGACCUCACAGGCCCCCGCUCAAACAGUCGCACGAGUUCCAGCUGAACUUCGCUCAGGAUGGGUCACCGCAGGAUAGGAAUGAGAACAGAGAGAUGUCGGGUGGUCAGGAAGGUCAGCAGACUGACAAGACGUCAUCUCGGAUGUCAGGAAAGGCGAGCGGUGUGGAUUCGAUGAAGAGCAAGUCGAGUGUCUAUAACCAGGGGGUGCCGGGGACGGGGAACAAGGCCGAGGCCGGGACUGACCUCCCGAGUGGACGAGGGUCGGAUGCCAGCUCCGUUCCGACAUUCACCAACAUGCCACAGUCGGAGAUGUCAGGAAUCAGCGGCUGGCACUGGGAGGUGGCUAUCACAUACUGCGACAUCCUGUGUGAUGUCUGCCUGCACGGGACAAGUGCCACCAUUCAGAAGAUGGCCCUGGUUGGUCACAACAAGGAUCUGAUGGAUCCCGUGAGGCGGCUCUUCACCACGGUGCCACUGCCCAGCGCCGGUCUUAUCGACCUCGCCUUCUUCCACCCUCUCAACGAGGUCAAGGACGGAGGUCCUAAUGAUUGGAGUUGGCGUAUUCGAUAUGGGGCGAUCAAGUCGAUGGUAAAGAUUUGCCGAUGUCUUGCCGAUAACAAAGCUCAGGAAGGUUUCCGGAACGGAGCCUGGAGUAUUCUGCUGAAAUCUCACUCCACAGAGAAAGAUGACAGAGUCCUUGAAGCUCUCAAAGUUGGGCAGGUAAACACAGAUCUGCGAUGCUUGGUAGAACAUUCUAUGCGGGAUUCUCCUCUCACUAUUGGGUCACGUAUUGCAGAGGGACUGGCGGCGGUUUACCUGCCCCCUCUACCACCACCGGUUGAACCGGUGACUCCUGUAAAACCGAGGAGACGAGUGUUUGUCCAGCAAGACACAACAUCCACGUACACAGCAAGACACCCAAUGAGAACGUCUCUCAAAGAUGAAAUCAUGUUGGCCACAGCUCUAUAUGAGCCACCCAUAGACUACCACAAACGCACAAUGUUUGACUUAAGGAGAAUUGUUGAGGAUCAGUGGAGAAAGGAGCUCCAGCAGCAGCUACAUGAGGAGGAGGAGGAGAGAGAGGAGGGGCUGAAGGAGAAACAGAAAUCAGAGGAGCUGCAACAGAAGGAGAUGGCCACCAAUCGCGAGAAGAAACUCAAAACAGCCAUGCAGAACUUGGUCAAUGUGUCAGAACAGUCCUUCCCAGAAGAAUCCAUCAAGAGAGACCAGCAGAGCGUAACAGCUGACAAACCAGUUGUGUCAUUGAAUGACACACUUGAAAGUUAGGCAGUGUACUUUCAGUUAUGACUGAUUACAUUUGUGCAUCUUUCUGCACAGGAGCGGAUGCAGUAUUUUUCAAAGGAUGGAGUGCAACUGUAAAAAGGGCACCUACCAGUUAUAAUGUUCCAAAGUAAAUUAACAUCCGUGUUAUAUAUGUAACAAUUUAUCCCAGAAAACCCCCAAAACCCAGAUAUAGCAUUCUCCCUGCCCAUCUAGACAAACAAUUAAUCACUUGAUUUGGGGAUGUGGGGGCAUUUUUACACCCUCAUCCCCUGAAUCCAUUCCUGCUGCAAUUGUUAUGUAAUUACCUUUCCACUCUGGUGUUCUUUCCUAUAGCCAAGUAGAUAGUAGUUGUGGAGACAUCCUGCAUGAAUUACCAUUGAUUGUGUGGUUUUAUGUGCAAGCUUGUCACUAAAAACUAGUUAGGAUUAUACUUUUUUGUGCACAUGAAAUAUUUAGGAAUCUGUAUUGUGAUACUGCUUCCAAAUCACUUCAUAAUAAAGAUAUUUACCAAUAUACAGUUUGUUUGCACUGAGCCUCUGAAGCUACAGGGUGUUAUGGUGAGUUUGUUUAUUAAAAAUAAAAUGGACUUUCACUGAAGUUGUGAAACUAAAACGGACUCUUCCAACUUUUCUGUGGUCAAUGUUUCAUUUAGAUUAGGUGAUACUAGUAUUCUUUCUGCAGUUGAUACAUAUACCAAUAAAUAAAUCCCCCUUACAUUCAUUUAAAUAAAAAACAUCUCAUUGUUUCUGAGUUCUUCAUUUCUCGAUGAGCAUAAAAUUGAAAUAGUUUGAGGAAGUCACAUAACAUGAAAUAAUUUCAUUUUGCUACAUAGAAUUAUUGAAUGUUAUUGUUCAAGAAACCCCCAAGAGAAUUCAAAAUAAAAUAUUGUCUUGUAUAUGCUUUGCCAAUUUGCACGUGUUUUUUUGUUUGUUCAAACCUUCAAACCCGAAUGAACCUAAAAGAAUUAACAGACAUUCCUUAAAUGCAUUAACAAAUUUUAACAUAUGUAAAACAUUUUCAUUCUUAUAAUACGUGUACUAUAUGAAGAUUUAUAAUAUUCAGAAAUAAGGCAUUCGGGUUCCACAUGUAGAAGAUACUCAUGUAUAUUCAGAGAGCAUUUUAUGAUUUGAUGCUUCACUGACUUAAAUACUUUGCCCUAUUUAGUAAAACAUUUUCAGUUCCACCAUUUUGGUAAAACAAAACAACCUUGGGAGUAAAAAAAAUCCCACCUUCAUUCAGUUUGGUGAGACAGAAUACAGACUUCUUAAAAACAUUGUUGUUAUCUCGAUUUAUGAUUGCAGACCGCCAAAACUGUUUAUUUUGCCUUGAUCUUAUACACAAAUUUUAAUUUAAUAACAAUUUAUCGGGUUUUUAUUUGAGCAGGCUAUCAGAAGUGAAGGAAGCUAGUGUCCGCUUUUGCCAAAAACGUAGUUAAAUUGUUGUUAAUCUUUGUAAUGAAAUAGCUCCUGACCCUCAUGCUUCAUAAAGUAGCAUACCUAAAUGCAUGUAAUAAUUGUUAAUUCAAGAAUAAUAUUUAAAACAUCUAGUGCAAAAAUUGUAAGCAUUUUUGUCCAUUGUACAUGUACAAUUUUCAAAAGGAAUAAUCAACUGAUGCUCCAGAAUUAAACAUUGCUAUUUUUGCUUCCUCUUUAACAUAUCUUCUUGUUAUUAUUCAGUGUUUGGAACAUGUUAUUUGUAUUUAAGUUAGAUAUAUGUCAAUGACGUGUCUAGAUGUAAAAGCACUGCUAUAAUUGUUUGCGAGUCACAUUCUUUGUAAUAAACAGAGUUACUGUUAA
This is a messenger RNA of Gigantopelta aegis, 4571 nucleotides long. Its product is annotated as transmembrane protein 232-like. Bases 118 to 2778 code for a protein of 886 amino acids. The transcript has 14 exons. Lineage: Eukaryota; Metazoa; Mollusca; Gastropoda; Neomphalida; Peltospiridae. The record is from RefSeq and is a predicted model, not a curated record.